Girardinichthys multiradiatus is the source of this 1711-nucleotide messenger RNA. Its product is annotated as nuclear GTPase SLIP-GC-like. Gene Ontology annotation, molecular function: GTPase activity. The transcript is spliced from 8 exons. The record is from RefSeq and is a predicted model, not a curated record. The coding region runs from base 67 to 828 and encodes 253 amino acids. Lineage: Eukaryota; Metazoa; Chordata; Actinopteri; Cyprinodontiformes; Goodeidae.
AAUAGCAAAGUGUGUGAAGCCCUUGAAGAAAAUCUACACCGUCAAACUGAGUCAGUCAGAAAUGAAAUGCAGAAGAUUCUAACAGCUUUUGAAGAACGCCUUCAAGAAGGAGUUAAGAAAUCCAAAAGCUCAUGUGAAAAUAUCUUGAAAACCGCCCUGUAUCCUAAGAGAAAAAGCGGUCGGGGUUUUCAUAGGCAACUGAAAAAAGCUGUAGAAAAUGGUGGCAUUUGCAAAUAUAAAAGGGGGAAAGAAAUGAACCUCAACAUGGAACUAAGUUCCCCUCUGACUCUCAGCAUUGACGAGGAAUUCAGAAAAACCUUUCCAAAUGAAGGACAAUGUGGUCCAUUCAAUGGAGUGAUCAAUAUGUUUUCACUUGGCACUGAAGGACUGAAACAGACGUACAAAGAUGUUAUACUGCAGCUGGUUUUUCUCAAGUCAGAGGAAGAUCGUCUUAAGACAGACCUAACGAAAAGUAUUCGCAAGCAGAAAAAAAAUAUCUAUAGGAGUCUAACAAAGACAGUUGAGGAAACUAUGCAAGACUGCUAUAAAAAAGCUGCAGUAUUUACAGGAGAAGGUACACUGCAGAACAUGAGGGAAACUAUAGAGAAACAUGUUCAUGGAUCAAAGAACAACAUGUUUGAAAGUGCUAAAGAUGCCAUGAAGAAACAACUGGGUGACUUGAUGAUAGAAGUAUUGUAUAGGCUGGAGAAUACCAUGAAGGAAUCUAUUGAGCUCUCACUCAAGACUGAUGAACACUCAAUCCCAGAUGUUUCAGCAGAGCUCAAGAUGGUCCAUGAAUUUUACAAUAAGCUGCAGGAAAGCAGCUAAAACAGGAAACAUUUCUAAGCUGCACUUGUUGGAGGGAUUCAUCAUCAUAACGUGCUGCAUCUAUAGACCUUUAAGAUGAAAAACAUCAGUAGGAAGAAAAAAAACUAUUAAAUGAUGUAAUCCUAGUUUGUUACUGUGUUAUUUCUUGGUUUCUGGAUUAUAGCUAUUUUAAAUCGGUUUUGUUUUGGAAUAUUAUUUACAACUAUUUUGCUUUUUGUUAAUUAGAAAUUUUGAAAGAGAAAGUAAAAAAGCAAAUCUGUCUGGUUGAAUACAAACCAAGGUUUGUUUACUCAGUACUGUAGACAGAAUUACAGAAAAAAAUAUUAAAAAGACUUUGUUAUUUUUUGUAUUCUUCCUUUUUGUGUUAUUAAAUGUUAGCAAAUAUUAUUGAUUUUAUGCAAAUGUAGGUGAAAUAUCUAAUGUUUUUCUACAAGUUGAUUUUACAAAAGCUUUGCAUUUAAUAGAGAAAACUUAUAUUUGAAUAUUUGGUGCAAUCAAAGGAAAUUUUCAACAGAGGGGAGUACCUUUUUAUCGGAAAUUGGAGCUUACAUUCAAAAUGUAAAGGAAUGUGUAAAGUUAGUAGUUUAUUUUCCUUACUUCUAUAGAAAAUCACUCAUAUUAUAAUAAUUCUUCAUUUUAUUUGUGCAAUUGCAAACCUGAUACAUCUGCGUGAUUUGGUAUUCUGUAAUCUAUCUUAAUAAGAUAAUCGAAUAAAUGUAAAUGUUCAUGUCAAAUCGUGUUUUUAACUUGGUGUUGGCAAUUUUCUGAAUUUUAUUAGAUGUGGUGUCCUCGUAAAAUUCUGAACUGUACUUGUAGUUAAUAUACUUUCCACCCUAGAGAUCUAAAAUAUACAUCAACAAAUAAAGUUAUAUAUAACACAUUA